Globicephala melas (long-finned pilot whale) is the source of this 4125-nucleotide messenger RNA. It is a transcript of the gene MIB2, whose product is annotated as MIB E3 ubiquitin protein ligase 2. Lineage: Eukaryota; Metazoa; Chordata; Mammalia; Artiodactyla; Delphinidae. Gene Ontology annotation, molecular function: zinc ion binding; ubiquitin-protein transferase activity; protein binding. Gene Ontology annotation, cellular component: cytoplasm. Gene Ontology annotation, biological process: protein ubiquitination. The record is from RefSeq and is a predicted model, not a curated record.
UUGAGGGGCUCGGAUUCUGUCUGAUGCUAUGUCAGAGGGUCUUUGCUUGUUUUUGAGCGUGUCUCUGGAGUGGUGGGGUGGUAGAUAAUCCUGCCUCUCCCUCUGAGCUCAGAGCCAAUAGAGGCAAUAAGGAAAGGUGCCAGACAGGGUCCUGGGGGGCCCAGCGGGGCUGGGGAUGAGGCAGCGUGAGAGUGGGAGCCCUGGCAAAGCUGGUCCUUCCUGGCAGGUGCCCUCGUCUUGCCUUCUCACUUCGGCCUGUUGCUGCAGGUGCAACAAGUAUCUGAAGGUUGCGCUCCCGUCCAAGAUUGGCCCUGUGCAGUGGCUGGGUCGUGACACCGCAGUCUGCAGGGUGCCUGAGGGCUUCCAUCUGGGUGGCCAAGAUUUGGGUGAUGACCUCCCUCUACUUCCUUCGGGCCUUCCCCCAGCUGGUGUGUUUGUACUGGGCCAAGUCGGGUCUCAGGGCUUCACCUGGUCUCUGAGGGGCCAGACUCCCUGGGCACCCAGGAUGGCCACCUCUGCCUUAGCCAGAGCUGCCGCAUGACCGGAGACUGUGAGUCACCAAGUCUUGCCAGUUGACUGUGCCACACAUGGUGUGGAUUUAAACAGCAUCACCAGCCCAGCCGGAGGUGCCGGGGAAGGAGUGGCAGCCUCUGGUCGUGAGCAGUCAGCACACAACUUUAUUCUUCUCAAUAAAGGCAGUUUGCCAGCUCGCUAGCUAAAUGGGAUUUCAUCUUUGCGGCUUGUUGAAGUUUAUCCGAUGAAAUUGUCCAAAUAGGGCAAACACUUUAUUUCUCUACUGUCCCAAUGUGUGCUUUAGAAAUAGUUCUGCAUUCCAAGAGACGCAAGUUUCUUGUGAAAAGAGAAACUAGUAAACCAACAGAGCAGAUCCAGGUGUCCACCUGUUUGGUUGCGAUGGUAAAUACUAAAAGUAAAACUGCCUUUUAAAAACCAUGUUUCCCCAGACUUGCUGGCUGGCUACCUGUUUGGUUUGCUGUGUUCUGCGUCGGCAGUCGCUUCUAGUUUCCAACAGGAAAUCUUGGUGUUUGAGCAAACCCAUGACCCACGAAAGAGCAGCUAAGCAUCCGGGAUGCUGACGAGAGGCUGGUGUGUGCUGUAAGGUCUCCCACCAUGGAGCCAGACCCCCAGGCCGGCGUGCAGGUGGGCAUGCGCGUGGUACGCGGCGUGGACUGGAAGUGGGGCCAGCAGGACGGCGGCGAGGGCGGCGUGGGCACGGUGGUGGAGCUCGGCCGCCACGGCAGCCCUUCGACCCCCGACCGCACGGUGGUCGUGCAGUGGGACCACGGCACGCGCACCAACUACCGCGCGGGCUACCAGGGCGCGCAUGAUCUGCUGCUCUACGACAACGCCCAGAUCGGCGUCCGCCACCCCAACAUUAUCUGCGACUGCUGCAAGAAGCACGGGCUGCGGGGCAUGCGCUGGAAGUGCCGCGUCUGCUUCGACUACGAUCUCUGCACGCAGUGCUACAUGCACAACAAGCACGACGUGGCCCACGCCUUCGAGCGCUACGAGACGGCCCACUCGCGCCCGGUCACGCUGAGUCCCCGCCAGGGCCUCCCAAGGAUCCCGUUAAGGGGCAUCUUCCAGGGAGCGAAGGUGGUUCGGGGCCCUGACUGGGAGUGGGGUUCGCAGGAUGGCUUAGUCUGCUGGUGGGGCCACUGUCUCCCAGGAGGGGAAGGGAAGCCGGGCCGAGUGGUGGACAUCCGUGGCUGGGAUGUGGAGACGGGCCGGAGUGUGGCCAGCGUGACAUGGGCCGACGGCACCACCAACGUGUACCGCGUGGGCCACAAGGGCAAGGUGGACCUCAAGUGUGUGGGCGAGGCAGCUGGCGGCUUCUACUACAGGGAGCAUCUCCCGAGGCUCGGCAAGCCUGCAGAGCUGCAGCGCAGGGUGAGUGCUGACGGCCAGCCCUUCCAGCACGGGGACAAGGUCAAGUGUCUGCUGGAUGCAGACAUCCUGAGGGACAUGCAGGAAGGCCACGGCGGAUGGAACCCCCGGAUGGCCAAGUGUAUCGGACAGAUGGGCACCGUACACCGCAUCACGGACCGUGGGGACGUGCGUGUGCAGUUCAGCCACAAGACCCGCUGGACCUUCCACCCUGGGGCUCUCACCAAGCACAACUCCUGCUCGGUGGGUGACGUUGUGCGGGUCAUUGACGACCUCGACAUGGUGAAGCGGCUGCAGGCCGGGCAUGGCGAGUGGACAGAUGACAUGGCCCCCGCUCUGGGCCACAUCGGGAGAGUACUGAAGGUUUUCGGAGAUGGGAACUUGGGUGUGCUGGUCAGCGGUAAGCUGUGGACCUUCAGCCCCUCCUGCCUGGUGGCCUACCGGCCUGAGGAGGACGCCAACCUGGACGUGGCCGAGCGCGCCCGGGAGAACAAAAGCUCCCUGAGUGUUGUCCUGGACAAGCUUCGAGCCCAGAAGAGUGACCUGGAGCACCCGGGGAGGCUGGUGGUGGAGGUGGCCCUGGGCAACGUGGCCCGGGCUCUGGACCUACUGCGGCGGCACCCGGAGCAGGUGGACACCAAGAACCAUGGCAGGACCGCCCUGCAGGUGGCUGCCUACCUAGGCCAGGUGGAGCUGGUGCGGCUGCUGCUGCAGGCUCGGGCGGGCGUGGACCUGCCGGACGACGAGGGCAGCACGGCGCUGCACUACGCGGCGCUGGGGAACCAGCCCGAGGCCGCCCGGGUGCUCCUGAGCUGGGGUUGCGGGGCCAACACUCUUAACGGCACCCGGAGCUCGGCGCUGCACGUGGCCGUGCAGAGGGGCUUCCUGGAGGUGGUGAGGGUCCUCUGUGAGUGCGGCUGUGACGUCAACCUGCCCGACGCCCAUGCUGACACGCCCCUGCACUGUGCCAUCUCGGCGGGCACUGGCGCCAGCGGCAUCGUGGAGGUCCUCACCGAGGUGCCGGGCAUCGACGUCACUGCCACGAACAGCCAAGGCUUCACCCUGCUGCACCAUGCGUCCCUCAAAGGCCACACACUAGCCGUCAGAAGGAUUCUGGUGCGGGCCCGGCAGCUGGUGGACGCCAAGAAGGAGGAUGGGUUCACAGCGCUGCACCUGGCCGCCCUGAACGACCACAGGGAGGUGGCCCAGGUUCUCAUCCGAGAGGGCCAUUGUGACGUGAAUGUUCGCAACCGUAAGCUCCAGUCCCCGCUGCACCUGGCUGUGCAGCAGGCCCAUGUGGGGCUGGUGCCGCUGCUGGUGGACGCUGGCUGCAGCGUCAAUGCCGAGGACGAGGAGGGGGACACAGCUCUGCAUGUGGCACUGCAGCGUCACCAGCUGCUGCCCCUGGCGACUGAUGGGGCCGGGGGGGACCCAGGGGCCUUGCAGCUGCUGUCAAGGCUACAGGCCUCGGGCCUUCCGGGCAGCACGGAGCUGACGGCGGGCGCGGCGGUCGCCUGCUUCUUGGCGCUGGAGGGCGCCGACCUGAGCUACGCCAACCACCGCGGCCGGAGCCCGCUGGACCUGGCAGCUGAGGGCCGCCUGCUCAAAGCCCUGCAGGGCUGUGCCCAGCGCUUCCGGGAGCGGCAGGCUGGCGGCGGCGGGGGCGCGGCCCAGGGUCCAAGGCUGGCGCUCAGUGCCCCCAACACUGUUACCAACCUGCACGUCACUGCGCCGUCCGGGCCCGAGGCCGCUGAGUGCCUGGUGUGUUCGGAGCUGGCGCUGUUGGUGCUGUUCUCGCCUUGCCAGCACCGCACGGUGUGUGAGGAGUGCGCCCGCAGGAUGAAGAAGUGCAUCAGGUGCCAGGCGGUCAUCGUCAAGAAGCUGCGCCCAGACGGCACGGAGGUGGUCAGCGCCGCCCCCGCCCCCGGCCCACCGCGGCAGCUGGUGGAGGAGCUGCAGAGCCGCUACCGGCAGAUGGAGGAGCGCAUCACCUGCCCCAUCUGCAUCGACAGCCACAUCCGCCUCGUGUUCCAGUGCGGUCACGGCGCCUGCGCGCCCUGCGGCGCUGCGCUCAGCGCCUGCCCCAUCUGCCGCCAGCCCAUCCGCGACCGCAUCCAGAUCUUCGUGUAGCCCGCGCCCCCUGCCUCGUCCGGGGCCACGCCCCGCGACCGCCUUCGCAAGCCCCUACUCUGUAUUUUAUAAAAAGAUUAAUGGACUUUG